This is a messenger RNA of Botrytis deweyae, 777 nucleotides long. RefSeq lists its product as uncharacterized. Bases 1 to 777 code for a protein of 258 amino acids. The transcript has a single exon. Gene Ontology annotation, molecular function: protein binding. Lineage: Eukaryota; Fungi; Ascomycota; Leotiomycetes; Helotiales; Sclerotiniaceae. The record is from RefSeq and is a predicted model, not a curated record.
AUGUCCACCGAAACCCCCAAUCCCCUCUACGUCCCUGAAACCCUCACCAAGAUCCUCUCCCAUCUCGACAUCAAGACUCUCCUCCUCUCUCAACGCGUUUCCAGACAAUGGGCCGAAUUAAUCCAAACAUCUCCCCAUCUCCAAGAAUGUCUUUUCUUCAAGAACGCCACUCGGAAUACAGAGGUUACGCUUAAUCCGCUAUUGGCCGAGAAGUUCCCAGCUUGGUUUAAUACGAUUGAAGAAGAACCAUCGAAUCAAGUGGGACAUCAAGUUUUCAACAAGCUGGAAUGGGCUUCUUCACCGGACGUCGCGAUGGCUUAUCAGAGAUCUGAUGCUAGCUGGCGGAGAAUGCUACUGCGUCAGCCCCCACUUGAAGAAAUGUUGAUUGAUUACACCAGGAUUGAUAAGCAGGGGCUUUUUUUCUGGGACGUGAAGGUUGCGAAAAAGGAGGGCAUCAGAAUGGGCUUGGCGUAUGAUUACAUGUACCAGGCUAUGUAUAAAUGCGUAUUCGCCGGUGUGGAUCGACCUAUUUACAAUCAUGAAUUUAUGUUUGAUUGGAGAGAGGAAAAAGUUGCAGCGGGAACGUCGAAAGAGCGUUGCUCGAGAAUUAAAGUAUGGGUGAAGCAGGGGUGUAGUUUUUGUGGGGAAGGUUGUGAAGGAUGUAGAGAUGUCAAUGGCCAUCACAGAAUAUUCAAAAGCGAGGGAUUUGAGAAGGAAGCGGCAAAUGAAGAUGCAUAUUUGAAGAUGAUGCAGGAUGAAGGUUUCGAAACUUGGUGA